Molecule: messenger RNA, 2133 nt
Organism: Pogona vitticeps (central bearded dragon)
Lineage: Eukaryota; Metazoa; Chordata; Lepidosauria; Squamata; Agamidae
Gene: GLYCTK
Product: glycerate kinase
Biological process (GO): protein phosphorylation
Cellular component (GO): cytoplasm
Molecular function (GO): glycerate kinase activity
Source: RefSeq, a predicted model, not a curated record
UGGGCGGGCGCUAAAGGGAGUGGCCACGCGACCCCCCCUCCUCCCCAUAAGCAGAGUGCAUGCUGGGAGACUGAGGCACGCCAUGGCUGGGCCAUGAUUCAGGCAGUGGUCUGCACCCGCAAGAGCUUGCCAGUCAUUGGCAGAGCCUGCUGGCAACCCACUUCACAUUCCACUGGGGGAGCAUCCGCUCACCAAAUGGCCCUCAAGGAACAUGGGCUGCAUUUGUUCCGCAGCGCCGUUGGCACGGUCCUGCCAGGACCCAUGCUGAAGAAGGCCCUGGUGCUAGAGACCAAAGGACACCCUCGGCUUGUGGUGCGCGGCCAGCCUUUUGAACUGAAGAAGAACUUGUAUCUGGUUGGCUUUGGAAAGGCUGUGCUGGGCAUGGCAGCAGCGGCAGAGGAGAUCCUUGGAGACCACCUUGUUCGGGGAGUAAUUAGUGUUCCUCAAGGCAUCCAAGAAACUCUGCGGCACCGAGGAAUGAGAGAGAUGUUGCUGAAGCCCCAGAGCUGCAUUCAAGUCAUGGAAGGAGCAGAGAACAACAUUCCUGACAGAGCAGCUCUGGAGGCGGCUAGCGCCAUCAAGCAUUUAGCUGAAGGCCUGACAGCAGAAGAUCUUCUCCUAGUGCUGAUCUCAGGUGGGGGUUCAGCCCUCUUACCUGCUCCCAUCCCUCCCGUCACCCUGGAAGAGAAGGGAAUGGUCACCAAGCACCUUGCCUCGAAAGGAGCUACCAUUCAAGAGCUCAACACCAUUCGAAAGGCUCUCUCCUUGCUAAAAGGUGGAGGGCUGGCACAGUCUGCCUAUCCUGCACAGGUGCUGAGCCUCAUCCUCUCUGAUGUCAUUGGGGACCCUUUGGACAUCAUCGCAAGUGGCCCCACGGUCCCCAGCUCUCACAGCAUCCAGGACUGUUUUCAGAUCCUAGCCAAAUACGAUCUGCUGAAUGACAUGCCCGAGUCUGUGCGGACAGUGCUUUCUGGCUCACCUGUCGGGCAGGUCACCCUGAAAGACUUUUCCCAUGUCCGUAAUGUUGUCAUUGGUUCAAACAGAUUAGCUUUAGAGGAAGCCAAACACCAGGCAGAGAAUAUGGGUUACUUCUGUGUGCUCCUGAGUGAUGCAGUGUGUGGGGAAGUCGGCACAGUUGCCAGACUUUACAGCCUGUUGAUUCAGCUGGCUUGCUUGAGCACUGCGAGAACUGCUGAGAAUGACCCUUUAAAGGGCAAGGUGGAAGGAAUGCUCUCAAGCCUUGUGGCAAAGCUGGCGAUCCCUGGCUUCCACUUUAGAGGCCCUUUGUGCGACUCCCAAGUGGGGAAACCCAUUUGUCUUUUGGCGGGUGGGGAAACCACUGUGCAGCUUCAAGGACAUGGGAAGGGUGGGAGGAACCAGGAACUGGCUUUGCGAGUGGCCUUGGAGCUGCACAGAGCUAAAUCCACUGCCGAGGGCCAAUUCCUUGAGAAAUAUGAAGUUGUUUUCCUGAGUGGUGGAACCGAUGGGCAGGACGGGCCAACGGAGGCUGCUGGGGCCUGCUGCAGCCAAGACCUGGUGGACGAGGCUGAACAAGAAGGUUUCAGUGUGGAAGAUUUUUUGAACAACAAUGACUCGUACACGUUCUUCACUAUGUUCCAAAGUGGGCGACACCUUUUGAUGACAGGCUUGACCGGCACAAAUGUUAUGGACAUUCACGCCAUUUUAAUCAGAGCCAGGGGAAGAGAGUGAUGCACCACAUAUUCUUUUACUAUGAAAGAAGAGCCUCAAAUUGUAGGCAGCUCCAGGCUGCAUAAACUGGCAAGUGCCCCCAUCCACACGGCUAACAUCAAGGGCAUCAUAGAAGGUUAAAAUUAGACCCAUGAUGGAUACUGCAUUCUAUUUAAUUAGGCCAGCUAUAACCAUAGUACCAGCCUCUGGAAAGUCUCAAGGUGGCAUUAGCACCUUACUGCUUUAAAAAAUGGCAUAUUUCAUUUGGGAUAAUAAAAAAUGUGUGCUUUUACUUACCUUUUUAAUGAUUUCCAUGCCAAUAACACAGAGAAAAUAAAUUUAAAAACCUGUAAACAUAGUUUGGUGCUAAUAAUAUAACAAAGGCAACAAGGAGAGCACCAGAAUAUCCAUGAAAGUAAUAAAGGUUCUAUAAAGUCCUCUGAA